AAGCCGCGCCAUAUAGCGACCGUGUCACGAUCUGCCGGCACUGCAGGCCAGUCACAAUCAGUCACGAACCUGUCCCUGUUAACGAUCGUCUGCGGCCCGUGAGUUUCACAGUGCGAGUUAGAGAUGGGACUUGGGCGCAGCUGCCAAACCAAAACCGUGGGAGCAAACUGAAACCCCACCCAUGCCCCGCCAUCAGUUUAGCUCCAAUAUUCGAUAUCAACUUUCAGAUUCCGGCCUCGCCGACCAACUUCGACACCAUGCCGAAACCGACAGAUAUCCCUACUUUUGCGGCGACGCAGCUUACUCUUUUGGAUGCAGAACUCCAGGCCGAGCUAGCGGAAACAAAUGCCCUUUUGUCAUCUCACACGCCCACGGCGCUGUCUCGCGCAGGGCUGGCCAUCCUGAACCUUAAUGUUUCUUCUAUACGUACCGGCCUUGGCGGUAAAACAGUCGUCGAGCUCGGGCUCGACCCUGCCGUCGUGGGCAAAGGCGAGAAACCAGACAUUCCUGAGCAUGGCAUUAGGGUCGGUGAUAUCAUCGCCGUUCAGGACCAGCCUGCGGGAAGCGCGAAGAAGUCCGAGAAGCGAGAUCUUGCUAAGAAAGGCGUCGAGGGCGUCGUUCUUCAUGUAAAGCGAGAAAACAUCGAGAUCAUCCUCGACAAGGAGGAUGCCGAUGUUCCUAGUGGCGGGAAACUAUGGCUUGUUAAGUUGGCCAACGAUAUCACCUACAAGAGGAUGAACCAGACAAUGGGCAAUCUGAAGAAGCUUUCCGACCAGGACUACACUCCCUUCAUGCGCGUCUUGUUCGGGCAAGGCUCCCCAUCGCCUGUUCCGUCAGAUUUGAACGAUCCAUCGAAUCCUCUGCAUAAGCUCCAAUGGAACGACCCAUCACUGAACGAUAGCCAGCAAGACGCUAUCAGAUUUGCUCUUGCAUCUCGCGAGAUCGCCCUGAUUCACGGUCCUCCUGGGACCGGAAAGACACACACAAUCAUAGAACUGAUCUUGCAGCUCCUCAAGCAAAAGCUUCGUAUUCUGGUGUGCGGCCCGUCGAACAUAUCCGUAGACAACAUCGUUGAGCGACUUGCCCCACAUAAAGUGUCAAUGAUACGACUAGGUCAUCCAGCGCGUCUUCUGCCUUCCGUGCUGAAUCAUUCCCUCGAUGUACUCACGCGCACUUCCGAAGCUGCGGCUCUCGUACAAGACAUACGGAAGGAGAUGGACGAUAAGCAGGCAUCCAUCCGUAAAACUCGCAAUGCGAAGGAGCGACGGCAGAUAUACACAGACUUGAAAGAGCUACGAAAGGAAUUCAGAGAGCGCGAGAGGGGGUGCGUCGACAAUCUGAUUCGAGGCAGCAAGGUCGUACUCGCUACCUUGCACGGAGCCGGUGGUUUCCAUCUUAAAGGUCAGGAGUUUGACGUCGUGAUAGUCGAUGAGGCCAGUCAGGCUCUGGAAGCGCAGUGCUGGGUUCCACUGAUGUGGGUCAAAGCAUCCAAGCUGGUGUUGGCAGGCGACCAUCUUCAAUUACCGCCCACCAUCAAGUCACUCAAUUCCAAGGAAGCUAAAGCUGCUAAGAAAACAAUCAAGAAGGAUGAUACUGAUCGCGUUCUCGUAAGUAAUGGCGAUGCCAGGAUCGAUGCAGUAAAGCCGGCGGCCUCCAACAUGACUUUGGAAACGACACUGUUUGACAGACUACUCGCCCUUCACGGUCCUUCUAUCAAGCGGAUGCUAACUACCCAAUAUCGCAUGCAUGAGAACAUUAUGCAAUUUCCUUCGGCGGAGCUAUAUGAUUCCAAACUCAUCGCUGCCGCUGCGGUCAAACACAGAUUACUCAAGGAUCUCCCCUACAAGGUCGAGGAUACCGACGAUACACGCGAGCCUAUAUUGUUUCUAGACACGCAAGGGGGCGACUUCCCGGAGAAAACCGAGGAUGAAGAGAUUAGGAAGGGCGGCAAAGGCAUGAGUCUCGGCGACAGCAAGUCCAACGAGGGAGAAGCGGCACUUGUGAAGCUGCAUGUCCGCCACCUCACUGAAGCCGGGGUUAGAGCUGAAGAUAUAGCGGUCGUUACCCCAUACAAUGCCCAGGUGGCCUUACUUUCUGGAAUGCUCAAGGAAGCAUAUCCGGGCAUUGAGCUGGGCUCGGUGGACGGGUUUCAGGGCCGCGAAAAGGAAGCUGUGAUUGUGAGCUUGGUCCGGAGCAAUGCGGACGGGGAAGUUGGGUUCCUGGGCGAAAAGAGACGACUGAAUGUGGCCAUGACGCGGCCGAAAAGGCAUCUCUGCGUUAUUGGGGAUUCAGAAACUGUUAGCAGGGGCAGCAAAUUUCUCAAGGCGUGGAUGGACUUCCUGGAAGAGAAUGCCGACUUGCGGUACCCCAACAUCAGCGAUAGCUACGUGGACGAACCAGGUGCGGGAUGAGGAGUGGUGGAGGGCGCAGAUGCUACAGCUGAAAAGCCCAGCGCGCCCUGAGGCUCAUGAAUCUGCAGCGCCGAAUCCGCCAUCGGGGUUGCGGCAGUAUGUAAUGCGCUCUGUCGACGCAUCGGUGCGCGUACAGCCCGUAAGGAGGCAGCGCUGACCUGCAUGCGGCGUGAUUUGGCUGCAGGCAUCGCACCCGCACUCAAACGGCGCAUUGCCAGCUGCCAGAUAUCGAAACGUCC
Messenger RNA from Paraphaeosphaeria sporulosa, 2650 nucleotides. RefSeq names its product DNA-binding protein SMUBP-2. The record is from RefSeq and is a predicted model, not a curated record. NCBI's taxonomy places the organism in Eukaryota, Fungi, Ascomycota, Dothideomycetes, Pleosporales, Didymosphaeriaceae. The transcript is spliced from 4 exons. The coding region runs from base 258 to 2411 and encodes 717 amino acids. Gene Ontology annotation, molecular function: ATP hydrolysis activity; RNA binding; 5'-3' DNA helicase activity.